AUGACAGAAUCAUUUUACGAGCACGAUGGUAUUUUUGUUCAUAUCAACCAGCACGAAAAAGAGUGUCGUAUGCAACAGAAAAGGGCAGACACGUUCUUCAAGGUGAAAUACUGGGAUAUCCGCCUACAGAAAGAACGAAGAGGAAAUGAGGAUUAUAAAAUAAUAAGAGAGGCAAUUGUGACGAAAUUAGAUGAAAUAUUGAUUGAUGCGGGACUGUUCUAUGACUUCGUCCUUUGUGGCGCAACCUUAGACACAGCCACGGUUAUAGACGCCCUGUUGAAUUCAAUCAGAAAAGAAGGGAUUGAAUGCAUGAAACUAACCUAA
Enterospora canceri is the source of this 324-nucleotide messenger RNA. Lineage: Eukaryota; Fungi; Microsporidia; Enterocytozoonidae. The record is from the annotation of a GenBank genome assembly.